AUGGGCGUCUCCAUUUCACAUGAUCUCGAAGAAAGGAGAGGAUUGAUGGAGACCUUGUUGGUUAUACUUUACUUGGCUAUGCUGUGUGACCGAUAUCACGCACGCCGCACCUCACCAACAAUAUCAAAAAAAGAAAGUCAGGAUUAUAAUGGAUCAGAAGCACUCGAUUUUCCAGCUCUUCAUCGUUGUUCGUCUCCCAAAAUGUCUUCCUUUGGUAAAGAAAAUGUCUCUGAGUCCAAGUGCGUUCAUCCUUCAGCCUCUUCUAGAAUUCUUGAUCCUCCACCACCGGCUCCUUAUGUUAGCUUGGGCUGGCUAGUAUAUCUGAAGGAUGAUAAGUAUGCUGACGGCCAUUCGCAAGCCAAUGUUCGUCGCCCAAUGAAAGAUAUGGUCGAAAAGCUUCAGGGUAAACGACCCCAUCUUAUUUUGACUGAUGAAGCCAGUCUAAAGGGUCUCAUCCAGGUCAGUCGUGUUGCAUAUUUUUACUUAUGA
Messenger RNA from Protopolystoma xenopodis, 489 nucleotides. Lineage: Eukaryota; Metazoa; Platyhelminthes; Monogenea; Polystomatidea; Polystomatidae. The record is from the annotation of a GenBank genome assembly.